Phaeoacremonium minimum UCRPA7 is the source of this 459-nucleotide messenger RNA. RefSeq names its product putative nadp-dependent l-serine l-allo-threonine dehydrogenase ydfg protein. The record is from RefSeq and is a predicted model, not a curated record. Bases 1 to 459 code for a protein of 152 amino acids. Lineage: Eukaryota; Fungi; Ascomycota; Sordariomycetes; Togniniales; Togniniaceae. The transcript is spliced from 3 exons. Gene Ontology annotation, molecular function: oxidoreductase activity. Gene Ontology annotation, cellular component: cytosol.
AUGACCACCAUGUUUGCAACCAAUGUCACAGGCUUGAUCAACAUGACACAAGCUAUCAUGCCAAUCUUCUUGAAAAGACCGGAAGGCGGCCGAGGUGACAUUAUCAACAUUGGCAGCGGCGCUGGAAGGGAAGCGUAUGCCGGUGGUGGUGUGUACUGUGCUACCAAAGCUGCUGUCAGAAGCUUCUCGGACAGCUUAAGAAAGGAGCUCAUUGCCACAAGAAUCAGAGUUAUCGAGAUUGAUCCAGGUCAAGUUGAAACGGAAUUUUCUGUUGUUCGUUAUUAUGGAGACAAAGGAAAGGCCGAUGCUGUAUACUCCGGAGUUGAGCCAUUGACUGCUGAAGACAUUGCCGAGAUUGUAGUCUUCACGGCCACCAGGCGGGAAAAUGUGGUCAUAGCAGACACACUAGUCUUUCCCAGUCACCAAGCAGGGGCGACCAGCUUGCAUAGAAAGUCAUAA